AUGUUUCGUCUGCGAUUCCUUCCUGUUGCAGCAGGGCUGUCUGCUGUUUCACGGCGUUACCAUGGGACAGCACAUCAUCCCAGGACCAGGCGUAGGCUCGUGGUGGCAGCUUUCAUAGGGACGACUGCAGCGACAGCAAGUGCCAGAUUCCUUUGGCAGAGGGCCUACGCAGAAGACUCGUCCUCUGUAAAACAUGACCCAAGCGCAAAGCCAAGCGAGAAGUUGAAGCACAAGGAGGAGGAGGAGAGCAGCGGCAGUGAGGGUGGAAAGGCUGUUGCAUCCGGUGAUGAGGAGGCUCAGCCAGAAGGGAAGAAGAAGAAGCGUUCUGGGUUCAGGGACCGUAAGGUGAUGGAAUACGAGAACAGGAUCAGAGCCUAUUCCACGCCCGACAAAAUCUUCAGAUACUUUGCUACUUUGAAAGUCAUAAACGAGCAUGGUGAAUCAGAGGUUUUUAUGACACCGCAGGAUUUUGUGAGAUCGAUAACACCUAAUGAAAAACAACCAGAAAACCUGGGCCUGGAUCAAUUUAUAGUGAAACGCUAUGAUGGGAAGGAUUUCUGGCAGAAAUUAUCCCAGGAGCGAGAGAAGUUUGCUGAUGAGGACAGCAUAUUUUAUGCACUUGGAGAAUGUGGACUCAUUUCUUUUUCUGACUACAUCUUCCUCACGACAGUCCUUUCCACUCCUCAGAGGAAUUUUGAAAUCGCCUUUAAGAUGUUUGAUCUGAAUGGUGACGGCGAGGUGGACAUGGAAGAGUUUGAGCAGGUCCAGAGCAUCAUUCGAUCGCAAACCAGCAUGGGCAUGCGCCACAGAGACCGUUCUACAACAGGGAACACCUUGAAAACUGGCUUUAACUCUGCGCUGACAACGUAUUUCUUUGGGGCGGAUCUGAAGGGGAAGCUGACCAUCUCCCAGUUCCUUGACUUCCAGCGCAAACUGCAGCAUGAUAUUCUUAAGCUCGAGAUAUUUCUUGUGGUGAUGUCUCUGAAUUGGUUCAGGCUGGAUGCUUCUCAGAAGCUGCCAUUUGAUGUCCUGCAGGAGAAGGUGGAUUGGCGUGCAGAUGCAGAGUCCGCUGCUGGCACCAAGUGGCUGCGGGUGGAAGCUGCUCCGGAGGUCUUGGACUCGCUGGCCAUCUGUGUUGCAGGCAUAGGUUUGGGGGCUGCGUUCGGCAGCAUGCUGCUGGCCUACAGCGGGGUGCAGUCCAAGAAGCUCACCGUCAUGCUGAAGCAGCUCAAGAAGCACUUCCAAGACGGAGAGGGGCUGACAUUUGAGGAGGUGGAGAGCUUCUUCACUUUUCUGAAGAACAUAAAUGACGUGGACACGGCUUUGAGCUUCUACCACAUGGCUGGAGCUUCACUUGAUAAAGUGACGAUGCAGCAGGUGGCCAGAACGGUGGCCAAGGUGGAGCUCUCCGACCACGUGUGCGACGUGGUGUUUGCGCUCUUCGACUGCGACGGGAACGGUGAGCUGAGCAACAAGGAGUUCGUUGCCAUAAUGAAGCAGCGGCUUAUGAGAGGCCUGGAGAAGCCCAAGGACAUGGGCUUCACGCGACUCAUGCGGGCGAUGUGGAAAUGCGCCCAGGAGACGGCGUGGGACUUCACCAUGCCCAAGCAGUAG
This is a messenger RNA of Opisthocomus hoazin, 1614 nucleotides long. NCBI's taxonomy places the organism in Eukaryota, Metazoa, Chordata, Aves, Opisthocomiformes, Opisthocomidae. The record is from RefSeq and is a predicted model, not a curated record.